AUGGAUCCCCGGAUAGCCUGGUUCCAGCCAGAGCAGCUCGGCCCGUCGAACCGCCUGUGGAUGCAGAUCUGGGAGACCACGCAGGGGGUUCGCAACCUCUACUUCCAGCAGCAGCAGCAGCAGCAGGAACAGCAGCAGCAGCAACAGCAGCAGCAGCAGCAGCAGAGCGCCCCCGCCGCGGCCGGCCCGGCCUCCCCGCCCGGCAUGUACCGCGCCCCCCGCGCCGACCCCCCGCCCGACUUCCUGCCGCUCGAGAGCGCCAACAACCCGCACAGCCGCGGGCACCGCCAGGCCUCGCCGCCCCCGGGGGCCGCCGCCUGGGCCCGGCCCGCGCGGGGGGCGCCGCCCGCCGCCGCCGCCGCCGCCAGCAACAAGAGGAAGCGCGACAACAAGGCCAGCACCUUCGGGCUCAACUACAGCCUGCUGCUGGGCCGCGCCCCCGCCCCGGCCGACGAGCCGGCCGCCCGCGCUCAGCCCGGCCUGGCCGAGCCGCUCUACACCGGCACCCCCUGGAAGAAAAGGAACUACAGCCAGGGAGUCGUGGGUCUUCAUGAAGAAAUCAUUGACUUUUAUAAGUAUAUGUCUCCCAGACCUGAAGAAGAGAGAAUGCGGAUGGAAGUGGUGACCAGAAUAGAAAAUGUUAUCAAAGAGCUCUGGCCUAAUGCAGAUGUGCAGAUAUUUGGAAGUUUUAAAACUGGUUUAUAUUUACCUACAAGUGAUAUUGAUUUAGUUGUGUUUGGAAAAUGGGAGACAUUACCUCUUUGGACCCUGGAAGAAGCUCUUAGAAAGCACAAUGUAGCAGAUGAAAACUCAGUAAAGGUUUUAGAUAAAGCAACUGUACCUAUUAUUAAACUGACAGAUUCCUUCACUGAAGUAAAAGUUGAUAUAAGCUUUAAUGUACAGAAUGGGGUUAAAGCAGCCCAGCUCAUCAAAGAUUUUAUCAAGAAAUAUCCUGUGUUACCAUUUCUAGUUUUAGUAUUGAAACAGUUCCUGUUGCAGAGGGACCUUAAUGAAGUAUUUACAGGUGGAAUUGGUUCUUAUAGUCUCUUUUUAAUGGCUGUCAGUUUCCUUCAGCUGCAUCCCAGGGAAGAUGCCUGUAUGCCCAAUGCCAACUAUGGUGUUCUUUUAAUAGAGUUUUUUGAAUUAUAUGGACGUCACUUCAACUAUCUGAAGACUGGAAUCCGAAUAAAGGAUGGUGGCUCUUAUGUUGCCAAGGAUGAAGUGCAGAAAAGCAUGUUGGAUGGCUACAGACCAUCAAUGCUGUACAUCGAGGAUCCAUUACAGCCAGGUAAUGAUGUUGGGAGGAGUUCCUAUGGUGCCAUGCAAGUGAAGCAGGCUUUUGAUUAUGCCUACGUUGUUCUGAGCCAUGCGGUUUCCCCCAUAGCUAAAUAUUAUCCUAACAACGAAACAGAAAGUAUAUUAGGGAGAAUAAUUAGAGUAACACAAGAAGUGGCCACCUACAGAGACUGGAUAUCCAAGCAGUGGGGAAUGCAAAGCAGAACAGAAUCUUCAUGUAAUGGUAAUGGAGUAACCUUGAUAGUAGAUACUCAGCAGCUGGACAAAUGCAACAAUAAUCUUGCUGAAGAGAAUGAAGCACUGGGAAAACCUAGAAAUAAAACUUCAGAAACACUUAGUAAACAUUCUUCAAAUUCUUCAUCAGGUCCUUUAUCAUCAUCAUCAUCCACAUUGUCCAGCUCUAGUGAUGUAGAUUCUGAUGGAACACCUUGCAAAACCUCUAAACAGUUGAGUUGUCGUCAGUCUACCACAAACAGAGUGGGGUCACAAGAAGUGUCACUGGAAUCCUCCCAGUCAAGUGGGAAAACACAAAAUAGCCAAACAGCCAAUACAUCCAGCAACACGAACAAAUCUCAGCAUGGAUCUGCACGGUUAUUUCGCUCAUCCAACAAAGGCUUCCAAGGUCCAGCAAACUCAAGCCAUGGUACCUCAGUCACAAACAAACAGCACCAAGGCAGCAAAUCACACCAUCAGUUUUUCCACGGCAAAAAGAGGAAACACAAGAGGGAUGCAGCCCUGUCAGACCUUUGUAGAUAGUUGCCUACUUUAUGACUGUUCUUCUGUGUGCAAUGAUCUCAUGCUACAGGAUAGUUUGAUAGUGACUCCUUGGAUCUCUUCUGGAGCUUCAGACUGUUCAGACAUAGAUUAGCAACUGCAUUUUUUUUUUCCCAGCUCGCCACGGAACGGAACAUGAAGAUUGAUCACUGCAAAAAAAAAAAAAAAAGAAAAAAAAAAGAAAAAAAAAGAAAAAAAGGAAAAAAUAAUUUUUAUAAAAGAGGAAAAAGGCUGCUCAUUUGAUAAGUCAUAUGCUACAACAGGGUCAUUUAGGAUAUAAAAGCUUGAAUGUAAAAUAAAUGUAUUUCCCAUCAGCUCAUGCUGACCUGUAGAGAUAGUACUCAGUGUGUCUAGGGGGUGGUAACAAACAAAUAAAACACAAAAAAUAGGAGAAAAAAAAGGCAAAAAAUUGUAUUUUGAGGGAAAUCCAGCCUUUAAAGGUGAAAGUAAUUUGUGCAUGAUUUUUUAAUUAUUUUUGCAUAUACUUACCAUUUUAUUGUGUAUAUAUAGAUGACCAUAUAGGAAAACUGACAUUUGUAAUAGUGGAUUUGUUAAUACUUUUUACAUAACAUUACUGUUUAAAUUGUAAACAUAAAUUUUUCUCAGGAUUAGUUUGGAAAAUAAUCUGAAUUGUCAUCUUAACAUCCAUAUAAAGAGACAUUACUAGUUACAUUGCUCAGAAUUUCUUUUCUUGGCAUUUGGAAGAUCUCAUAGAACUUUUGAUCUGCAAAAGCUGUUCCUCUGAAAGAAAGGUUUAUGGUGGCAAAUGAAGAUUUUCAUUUGUGUAAAGUGUACAUGUACUUUGUGUAGACACUGAGCUUGUCAUCUCUGAGAAGUAACCUUCACCUUGUUUUCUAGAGUGCCAUCAUUUCAGGCAAUGGGGUUUUCUAUUGCAUCCUUCUCUUCCUCUCCAUACUGGUCUCUCCU
Molecule: messenger RNA, 2997 nt
Organism: Cinclus cinclus
Lineage: Eukaryota; Metazoa; Chordata; Aves; Passeriformes; Cinclidae
Gene: TENT4B
Product: terminal nucleotidyltransferase 4B
Exons: 12
Coding region: 1-2052 (683 amino acids)
Biological process (GO): RNA 3'-end processing
Cellular component (GO): nucleolus; TRAMP complex
Molecular function (GO): poly(A) RNA polymerase activity; mRNA binding
Source: RefSeq, a predicted model, not a curated record